This is a messenger RNA of Trichoderma virens Gv29-8, 1029 nucleotides long. RefSeq lists its product as uncharacterized. The record is from RefSeq and is a predicted model, not a curated record. Gene Ontology annotation, molecular function: oxidoreductase activity, acting on NAD(P)H. Lineage: Eukaryota; Fungi; Ascomycota; Sordariomycetes; Hypocreales; Hypocreaceae. Bases 1 to 1029 code for a protein of 342 amino acids. The transcript is spliced from 5 exons.
AUGGCUUACAACGAGGCGGCCUGGAUCACAGCGCCCGGAGAGUAUCCCCUCGCCGUUAAGGAAGCCCCUAAGCCUUCUGCAAAGCCCGGAGAAAUUGUCAUCAAGAAUGUCGCCGUAUCCAUCAACCCUGUCGACUGGAAGAUUCAGUCUCAUGGCAGAUAUCUAUCUCAAUAUCCAUUUAUCCUUGGCACGGAUGCCGCUGGCUUCGUGGAGGAGGUCGGCGCCGGCGUCACUCGAUUCAAAAAGGGCGACAGGGUUAUCGCUCACUGUCAUAGUCUAAUGACAAGAGACCCUGCCAACUCCGCUUUCCAAAGCUACCCGGUCGCCAUUGAUUCCUUAGUGUCUCCCAUCCCCGACACGAUGAGCUUCGAGCAGGCUGUUGUUCUCCCACUCGCCAUUUCGACAGCCUGUGCCGGCCUGUAUCCCAAGGACCAUCUCAAUCUCCCAUUGCCUUCGGCUACCAAACACGAGAAAAACGGUAAGACUGUCUUGAUCUGGGGCGGUGCAUCGUCCGUCGGCGCCACCGCCAUCCAGCUCGCAGCCGCCUCGGGUGUGACUGUUAUUACCACGGCUUCCCCUGCCAACCACAGUCUAGUCAAGUCACUUGGUGCCGCCGCGGUCUUUGACUAUAAGUCAGCGACCGUCGUCGAGGAUAUUGCCAAGGCUCUUAAGGAAACUGACUUUGUUGGCGUGUACGAUGCCAUUGGCGAGGAAUCUAGCUUCGAUGCUGUAUUUGCUAUUCUUGACCUACUUAACAUGAAGGUUCCCGUUGCCAGCGUCCUUCCCAGCAACAAGAGCACGGAACAAUUCGCCCCAGCAUACGUCGUUGCCUUCAGCAUCAUUCAAGAGCCCAACUUGCACAUUGGGGAAUGGAUUUGGACGAGCUUCAUCCCCGAGUCCCUGGCUAACGGCUCGUUCAAGGCUAAGCCUGAUCCCUCCGUGACUGGCCACGGCCUGGAGGACAUUCAGAAAGCUCUUAACGUCCAACGCAAGGGUGUUUCCGCAAAGAAGAUAGUUGUCACUCUUUAA